Molecule: messenger RNA, 503 nt
Organism: Vespa mandarinia (Asian giant hornet)
Lineage: Eukaryota; Metazoa; Arthropoda; Insecta; Hymenoptera; Vespidae
Gene: Sem1
Product: Suppressor of exocyst mutations 1
Biological process (GO): proteasome assembly; mRNA export from nucleus; double-strand break repair via homologous recombination
Cellular component (GO): proteasome complex; proteasome regulatory particle, lid subcomplex
Source: RefSeq, a predicted model, not a curated record
GAUGGAAAGAGAAACUGUGGCCGUAUGGAGAGGGUAUCCCCACCAUAAAGAAUUUAUAACAGCAGAUGUAUAACUGUGAUUCGUAUAACUUGUACAAGUAAAUUCUUUAACAUGACUGACGGUAAAAACGAUAAAAUCAAAGUAGAUCUGGGAUUACUUGAAGAAGAUGAUGAAUUCGAAGAAUUCCCAGCAGAAGAUUGGACGGCAAAAGAUGAAGAUAAUGAAGAUAUUAGUGUAUGGGAAGAUAAUUGGGAUGAUGACGAUGUUGAAGACGAUUUUAAUCAACAAUUAAGAGCACAACUAGAAAAACAAAAAGGUCAAGGUGAACCAACAAAAGAAGAUUAAAUGGUCUGCAACAUUUAAUAGAAAUCAAUAAUUGUGACAUCAAGACAUCUAACAUUUGCAUAUUUAAAUCCAGAUUAAUCUUUUUUAUUUCAUAUGAAGUAAGUAAAUAUUUUAGAAUCUUCUGUGUAUCUUCCUCUCCAAAAAUAAGUUUCAUAUCA